AUGGACUCGUCAUACAAAAGCGCGCGGAAUUACCAAGUGUGUGAACAGUGUUUUAUGCUGCUCCUGUUGAACAAAUACGCCGAAAUCGAGUUCAUGCGAAAGAAGAAGAAGUCGACACAAGCACUCCCUUUUCUUCAAGUUAAAACCAUUUUUUUUUCACAAUACGACUCAAUCGACUUUGUCAACUUAAUCGAAACAAAGUGUAAGGGGAUGAUGGAAUCGGAAAUUAAAGGCGGACUCGCACAACACACAGCACAACGGAGGUAUAACUGCAAUUUACUCACAGAGUCACUCCACCUCUUGAUGGAUAUUUUGGAGGAAUUUGGUUUUUAUUUCAGUAACACACUCUCAUCGGGGAAAAACGGUACAAUUAAGGCAGAAAAAAUAGGGAAGAUCGGUAUAAAGGACGCAGUGUUUUACGAGGACGUCAUUCGCGAAAAAGGGCAAAUAUUAAAUAAACUUGUAUGCUCAAAACUCGAGUUUGCCGAGACGUGCCACUUCGUGGUGUGCUCCAGUGAGCUCCAGAGCAUCUUUUCUUGCCCAAAUUUGUAA
Entamoeba invadens IP1 is the source of this 552-nucleotide messenger RNA. RefSeq lists its product as hypothetical. The record is from RefSeq and is a predicted model, not a curated record. Lineage: Eukaryota; Evosea; Mastigamoebida; Endamoebidae. The coding region runs from base 1 to 552 and encodes 183 amino acids. The transcript has a single exon.